This is a messenger RNA of Oncorhynchus kisutch (coho salmon), 4072 nucleotides long. RefSeq names its product tyrosine-protein kinase Yes. Gene Ontology annotation, biological process: protein phosphorylation. Gene Ontology annotation, molecular function: ATP binding; protein binding; protein tyrosine kinase activity. The coding region runs from base 394 to 2031 and encodes 545 amino acids. The record is from RefSeq and is a predicted model, not a curated record. Lineage: Eukaryota; Metazoa; Chordata; Actinopteri; Salmoniformes; Salmonidae. The transcript has 12 exons.
GGCCAUGUUGUAGUGGGGGUGGAUGCGGGCUGGCGUAAGUUUAGAGGUAGGAAGUGUAUCUACAGGAACUGGGUUACUUUUGACGACUUCUUUUGUCAUCAUGUCGCUGGACAGAUUUCGCUGGGGUUUUAUGCAUUGAAUUUCUGUCUGUGUCAGCCCCUUUUAAUAAUUUAUUUUCUUCAACAUUCGUCUUGCUUUGAUUUAAAUUCCUUGUUUUUUUUUCAUUCACCGAGCACAAAAACGAUUGAGAAAGGCUGAUUUGUUGCAGGGAGUCGGGAUGGGGGCGACUGUGAUUUCCAUGUUGGAAUACUAGUUGAUUUUGCGUCGAAUAAAUUGGAAAUACAAACACAGGCGCAUGUGGCACAAGAGCGUGGAUUUCUAAAAGACGUCACCAUGGGCUGCAUCAAGAGUAAAGAAGACAAGGGUCCCACCAUGAAGUACCGGCCGGACAAUGCUUCGGCCUCGGACGUCAUCGCCCCCCACGUGGGCCCCUACGGGCCCGACCCCACCCAGCUGCAGCAGAACCAGCCACCUUCCUCUGGACCCGCCACAGGCUUCAACCCCCACGCUAUCACCCCCUUCGGAGGAGCCUCCAUCAUGACCCCCUUCGGAGGGGCAUCCACCUCCUUCUCCGGUGCUCUCCCCGGUGCAUUCCCCGGUGCCGUAUCAGGUGGGGUUACGUUCUUCGUGGCCUUGUACGACUAUGAAGCCAGAACUUCAGACGACCUGACGUUCAAAAAAGGGGACCGCUUCCAGAUCAUCAAUAACACAGAAGGGGACUGGUGGGAGGCGCGCUCCAUCAACACAGGGAAGAAAGGAUACAUUCCCAGUAACUAUGUGGCUCCAGCUGACUCCAUCCAGGCUGAAGAGUGGUACUUUGGUAAAAUGGGCCGUAAAGAUGCCGAGCGGCUGCUGUUGAAUCCAGGCAACAACCGAGGCACCUUCCUGGUGCGAGAAAGUGAAACCACUAAAGGUGCCUACUCCCUGUCCAUACGAGACUGGGAUGAUGCCAAAGGUGACAAUGUGAAACACUACAAGAUCCGCAAACUUGACAACGGGGGUUACUACAUCACCACACGCGCCCAGUUUGACACACUGCAGAAACUGGUCAAACACUACACAGAGCAUGCAGACGGGCUGUGCCACCGGCUGACCACGGUGUGCCCCACGGUGAAGCCCCAGACUCAGGGCCUGGCCAAGGAUGCCUGGGAGAUCCCCCGGGAGUCCCUCCGCCUGGAGCUCAAACUGGGCCAGGGCUGCUUCGGAGAGGUCUGGAUGGGCACAUGGAACGGCACCACCAAGGUGGCGAUUAAGACCCUGAAGCCAGGCACCAUGUCCCCCGAGGCCUUCCUCCAGGAGGCCCAGAUCAUGAAGAAGCUGAGGCAUGACAAGCUGGUGCCCCUCUACGCCGUGGUGUCUGAGGAACCCAUCUACAUCGUCACUGAGUACAUGGCUAAAGGAAGUUUGCUGGAUUUCCUGAAGGAGGGAGAUGGUAAAUUCCUCAAGCUUCCCUUGCUGGUGGAUAUGGCCGCACAGAUCGCUGACGGUAUGGCUUUCAUCGAGAGGAUGAACUACAUUCACAGGGACCUCCGUGCCGCUAACAUCCUGGUCGCGGACAACUUGGUGUGCAAGAUCGCCGACUUCGGUCUGGCCAGGCUGAUCGAGGACAACGAGUACACGGCUAGGCAAGGAGCCAAGUUCCCCAUCAAGUGGACGGCUCCUGAGGCUGCUCUGUACGGCCGCUUCACCAUCAAGUCAGAUGGCUGGUCGUUCGGCAUCUUACUCACUGAACUGGUGACCAAGGGCAGGGUGCCCUACCCAGGCAUGGUGAACAGGGAGGUCCUGGAGCAGGUGGAGCGGGGAUACCGUAUGCCCUGCCCCCAGGGUUGUCCCGACUCCCUCCACGAGAUGAUGAAGCUGUGCUGGAAGAAGGACCCCGACGAGAGACCUACCUUCGAGUACAUCCAGUCCUUCCUGGAGGACUACUUCACAGCCACGGAGCCACAGUACCAGCCCGGGGAUAACCUAUAGUCAGGCCUGGCCGCAGCGCAGCCCUGGACCCCUUCACCGUGCAAAGUAUCCCUCCACCCAGGAGGAACAGACUUUGAUACUGACGCAUGGAGAUUAAAUGCUAUGAAUAAUGUGCUUCAGAAAAGGCAACUGGAAGCUUGGUUAUCGAGUUGCACAAACCACUGCUAUCCUUGAUGAUAAAAAAUAAAUAUGCUUUUUUUUUAACACUAAUUUUUACUGAUAAUUUUGUCUUUUUUAUUUCAGGUACUACAGGUCUUAGUUUGUAUGACUUUACUCCUUUUGUUCCUUUGGUUUUUUUUUAUUCCUCAAUUUCCCACAUGGUUAUAAUGAUCAUGUUAUUUUUCGAAGUGACCAAUCAUUCUGUUGUGUUGUUUCUAAAAUCUUUGUUGAACUGUGAAAAUGCCACAUGAGAGAGAUGGGUAGCUGCCCUUGUAAUAAGAGCUCUUCAAAAUGGUGGAUGAGAGAGAAGGGUGUACUGUAAGCGAUGAAAAUAUUGUCAAGUACUGUGGGAAUAUUUCAGUUAGGAUAAUUCAGUUCUGUGUUCAGUACAUUUCAUCAGUUCAACUGGAAAAUGCUUUUUUCUCCUCCUGUGUUUUUCUGAACGAUUGACUUGAGUGACGCGGAUCAGGGACAGUUGCGUGGGUCCGUCUAGUCUGCUCAUUUUCUAUUUUAUUUGUUGAUUUUAUUCUAUGUAACUGUAAGAAUAAUUCAUAUCAUGGACAUGGUUCAAGGUUCAUGUGAAGCCUUCCCUUCGAGUCCUUCAGUUGGACAACACUAAGGCCAUCAUGUUGUGUCCCUGACAGACCAUUGCUAUGCCAAGUUAAAUCGCCUCUUUAAAGAUCACUACAGAGUAUUUUCUGCAUAUGUAGUUGUAAGAUGAAGUUGCCCCUAAACACUGAUCUUGGUUCAAUUUAGCAUUUCCCCUACUAAUUGUUAUGGAAAGGGAAGCUGAUCUUAGAUCUGUACCUAGGGGAAACUUCACCCCAGAGCAAUAUAUCACUGUGAGAUGGGAGAAUAUUCAGCUCUCCUUGCAAAGCCCACAGCCCUGUAGCUCACUAAGCUACAUGCCAAUGUGUCUCGUCUCUGCACAUAUCAUUGCACUACACAAAAACAAACUAAAUAUUCACCCUUAUUUCCAGAUUUGAAUUUGUUGAUACAACCACCUGAUUUGGCCAUUACAUGCCAGAAAUUGGUUCUACACACCUAUGUUAAAGAGGACUUGGCCUUCUCUUUUACAUGGAGAAGUCCUUCAACAAACGUUAUCUUUUGGAUUGUAUACUUGACUCAUCCUCACGUGUUUCAUUUUCAGAUCUAAAAAUAGUUUUAAAAAAAGUAACAAUUUUGCCUUUAUGGGAAUAUAUUGCCAAAGCACCUGAACUGUUUUAUGUUGUCUACAUGUGAUUUUAUUUUGUGAAUGGAUUUAAUUCAGUCUACAGUUUCAGCCUAGAUACAAAGAGAAUGAGUUUUUAAUUACAUUUUCGUUUUUAUAAAGUAGCUAUAAACCAGUGAGCAGUCAGUUAUUUUAAGACUGCAACAGGAGGAAGCUCAAAGGUCUUUUUAAUGUGUCAUGUCACAUCAACAGUUGUCAUUUUACUCCUUUGUUUUUCUUUAAACUCAUCAAUUUAGUGACGCAUUUGAUUAUGCAUACUUGCAUAGAUGGGCAGAACACACAUGGUCAGCUGAGGUUUUAAAGAAGGGCUUUCUACAAAAUCCUAAUUUUAUAAAUACAUUUUAAAAAAGGACAGCAAAGACUAGAAUGCAAGUAAUAAAGUUGGUGGAAAGAUAAAUAAAUAUGAUUUAGAUAUUAAUCUGUGGAAUUUGUAAUUAAACAUUACAAAAAUUUAACAUUUCAGAUUUUAAUGUGUGCUAUUUGUUGAACUCGUUAGAUUCAUCAGUUUCAUACAGACAACAGACAGUUGAUAUCACGUUUUUUUAAGACAGCUAAGACUAGAAUUCAAGUUAUGAAGCUGGUGGAGAAAUAAUUAUGGAUGCUUAUCUGUGGAAUUUGUACAGUUGGAAAAUUAAACAUGUCGGAUUUGAA